AUGCAUCUCUCGCUGGAGCACGUUGAUGCUUGCCUUCCUAUUACGGCACUGAAAGCCCUUGAGGUGAAAGAUAAGAGGUUUAUUUUGCAAGGACAGGGUCUAUAUUGUCGCCUGAUUGAUGAGAACACCGGCAAACUUGUCGCUGAGCUGAAGACCUUUAAAAGGAACAACGUCCAUGGAUUCGCAGUUCUCAACCACACAGCGCAGAAUGCGGAAAGUGAACAUGUCCAGCUGGUAGCCUGGGGUGGACAGUCGGUCAGGAUUAUCGACCUAGCCCACGGGAAUCAGACCACGCUAUCGGCAGCAAGUGCGGAAUUCCUAGCGCCGGAUUGGAUUCUGGCUGGAUGUGCCUCUAGCGAGGACGGCAAACAAUGCGCUUAUCUUGUCACGGCCCAUAAUGCCCUUAUCUCCCUACAUGCUGUGCAGGCAGGUCCAUCAUCCAAGUAUGAAAAUGUGCUCCACCUACAACAGUUGCAAACGAGUGUCAAAUCCAUCCUCUAUUCAGCGCAUACCGUUCAGCUCUCGCCAUCUCACGUCCUGAUCGCUGCCGGGACCGUAUUCGGGGAGAUCAUUGUAUGGUCGUGUUUCAUUAACAACCCCGGAAGUCUCUGCUCCGACGCAGUCAGCUCCAUCCACCACUUCUUCACAGGCCACGAGGGGUCUAUUUUCGGCGUUGAGAUAUCGCCCACGAUCCUUAACCUGGGAAAUAACAAGCCAGGCCGGUUAUUAGCUACCUGUAGUGAUGAUAGAACCGUCAGGAUCUGGGAUAUAUCCGAUUGUGACAGUGCGUCUCCCAAUGAUCCAUCGGCUUAUUCCACAGACGGCUUCGAACUCCGCAGUACGGGCUUUAGUGCUGUUCGGGAACUGGGGUCGGAAUCGUGCAUUGCAAAGGCAUUUGGUCAUAUUGCUCGGAUAUGGGGCGUUCAUUUCAUGUCGACGGCGGCGGUGAAUGGCAAGUUACGACUGAUAUCGCGUGGGGAGGAUGCGCAGUGCCUGCUGUGGGAUUUGACUUGGAAACAAAUUUUGCAGACGCCAGUGUUUGAUCUACGUGAAAGUUCAUCUUUCCAUUAUCACACCGGGAAGCAUAUCUUUUCCCUGAGCAUGCAUGAGGUCGAUGGUAGGGUUGUUGUCCACACCGGAGGUAACGACGGCGCCAUUAAAACUUUCAGGAUCGACAAGGACGGGGAUGCAUCAGAUCAAGCCCUUGCUCCUGCUCCUUCCAACACCCAAAGCAAAAAGACCAAGAAGGAAGUUCCGUUCAAAGCAUUUGACUUUAUCGCCCCGGAUUGUUUCAUUGCGACGUCUGUGAAUGGAGAAGUUCAGCUUGGAUUAGUUGGACCGAAGAAUCUAACCGGACUUGGUAUGCAGCCUGAAGUAUCAAAGGAGAUUCUCUGCGUUGAGGACGAUCUCCGUGGUUACUCUGUUAUCUCUGGUUUGCCAUCAAAGGGGCUGGCAUUAUUAGGUAAUGCGCGAGGAUCGAUUCGCUUAUAUGACCACCAAAGCAAAUCAUUGGCCAAGAUUGUGCAGACGGAUCAGAGACCACUUGGGUUGUUCGCCUUGGAUUCCGAGCCCGCUUCGUCUAGUCCAUCCGACGCCGUCUCAUUUGUCUCUUCUUAUGUUACGACCGAUAGGGCAAAUCUUUUCACCGUCACAAGACAGGAGGGCUCAGAGCCACAUGUACAGAAUGUGCCCUUAUGCCUCCUUUAUCCUUCCGAGGUGCAAUGUGCCUCUCUCUUCUGUGGUGGCCAGUAUCUGGUUCUGGGAUUCAAGAACGGCUCGCUUGCUGUAUACCGGUUACCAAGCUCUGGUGACAGUUUCGAGGACCCGCUACGACCAAUAACAAGCAUCCGUCUCAUCCACGGCGACGAAGGCGUCAAUAGCAUUACACCAUUCUCAUCCCAAACCCACAAUGACGGCUCAUCCAUCGACUACCUCCUUACCUGCGGCCGCGACGGAAACUACUGCGUCCACGAAAUCACCACAAAAUCCUCCACCGACUCCUUCAACUUCCAAACAGUGCACCGCUCCUCCCCAGCAGCAAACCAGAACGUAGAAGGCGCAUACUUCGACAAAACCUCAGACAACCUCAUGCUCUACGGCUUCCGCGGCAUGGAUUUCGUCGUCUGGAACGAGAUCACACAGUCGGAAGUUGCUAGAUUUUUCUGCGGCGGUGCACGUCGGAACUGGGCUUUUCAGGCCAGUCUUGAGAAUGCGGGUGACGGGUUGUUCAUAUGGCAUCAGUCUGGGUUUAAUUGUCGGCGGAUACAUGCUGAGGCUAGCCGUCCGGUACGUGCUGGUGGUCAUGGGCGGGAGAUUAAGUCUAUGGAGGCGUUCAAUGCCACUGGCAGUGGUUCAAAUGGAAAGAAGACCAUUUUCGCUACGGGUGCUGAGGAUACGACUGUACGUCUGUUUGCACCAAUGCAGCCCGGCAAGGAAGAUCUAUGGGGCGCUUUCAAGAGUCUACGGGUUCUGAAAAAGCACAGGGCUGGAUUGCAACAGGUGGGAUGGUCGAAGAAUGGAGAGUACCUGUUUACCAGUUCUGGGUAUGAGGAGUUCUUUGCAUGGAGGAUACGCUGGAUCCCUCGGUUUGGAGUUGCGACGUUGCUCACGGGUGUGACUCCUAAGGAGGAUCCAGAUUCGGAGUGUCGAGUGACUAGCUUCGAUACACUGGAGGUUCGGGAACCGGAUGGCCAGUGUGGUUUUCUGAUUGUCUUGACUUUCCCGAACUCUGUGAUUAAGAUCUUCCAUUACUCUCCAUCAACCGAAAAUGGCUUUGCUCUCCUAGCAAAAGGAACCUACAUGAGCAACUGUCUAACACAAGCCCAAUUCGUCCAGAAGGACUCCUUCAUGGGUCUCAUCACCGCCUCGACAGACGGCCACUUCACUUUCUGGAACCUAACCCCAGUCCUCUCACCUUUCUACACAAUAACUGCAUCAAACCUAUCACUAAAACAACCACUCGAGUCCACAAUUACCCCGACAAACAUCUCCUGCGAAAGCCGCUACCAAAUCCAUUCCAACAGCAUCAAGUCCCUAGAACUGGUCCAUGUCUCAGAAAACACCUUAUUGAUAGCAGCCGGCGGCGACGACAACGCCCUCACGCUCUCCCUCCUCCACACAUCCCUCACCACCACCAACACCGACGAAACCACCACCCACGUCCACACAGUCAGCAUCCCCGACGCCCACACCGCCUCCGUAACGACCGUCAAGGUAAUCUCGCAGCGGAAAUCAGCCGACGGAAACACAACUGUUGAUUUAACAGUUGCUUCGUCGGGCAACGACCACCGGGUUAAGGUCUGGUCGGUUAAAUUGGAUACGGCGAAAGAGGGGGUGGAGGCGAUUAGUGUGAGGAAUGUGGUUAAUCAUUACAGCCCUGUGGCGGAUAUUGCGGCUUUGGAUGUUGUUCGGGGAGAUAUUGAUAGAGAUGCUGAUGAGGGGGAGGGGGUGAAGUUGCUUGUUUGUGGGGUUGGGAUGGAGAUGGUGACGGUUAGGGAGUGA
Molecule: messenger RNA, 3501 nt
Organism: Aspergillus chevalieri
Lineage: Eukaryota; Fungi; Ascomycota; Eurotiomycetes; Eurotiales; Aspergillaceae
Product: tRNA (34-2'-O)-methyltransferase regulator RTT10
Exons: 3
Coding region: 1-3501 (1166 amino acids)
Biological process (GO): tRNA methylation
Cellular component (GO): cytoplasm
Molecular function (GO): protein binding
Source: RefSeq, a predicted model, not a curated record